Debaryomyces tyrocola is the source of this 132-nucleotide messenger RNA. The record is from the annotation of a GenBank genome assembly. NCBI's taxonomy places the organism in Eukaryota, Fungi, Ascomycota, Pichiomycetes, Serinales, Debaryomycetaceae.
AUGUAUGUACGGAGACUAAUUAAUUUGCCUGUCAAUAUCGGUCCGAUGAGAUUUACAAUAUAUCCUAAAGUAUAUUAUACACUGGAUCUUAUUUUCAUUUUAAGAAAACGACUUCGUGGCCAAGUUGGCUAA